AUGAGUCUGAAAGAAGAACAUGCGUACUGUUGCCAUGUGGAAGCUGAGCCAGAUGGCAAGCCAUGUUACAACAACAUCAAAAUGUAUCUGGAGAGAUGGGAAUACCCCGAAGGCAUUACAAAUGGACAAAAGAAGUCCAUCCCAAGAAUGGCAAAUUGUUUCUUCCUAAACAAAGAAGUGCUAUACAAACGGACACCGGAUUUGGGUCUGCUAAGAUGUGUAGAUGUCAGCGAAGCCACCAAACUGCUAGAAGAAGUACAUGCGGAAACAUGUGGACUGCACAUGAAUGGAUUCGUGCUAGCAAAGAAGAUUCUAGGAGCUGGAUAUUAUUGGAUGACUAUGGAGAGUGACUGCUGCAAAUAUGUGCAAAGAUGUCAUCUAUGCUAG
Molecule: messenger RNA, 387 nt
Organism: Lycium barbarum (goji berry)
Lineage: Eukaryota; Viridiplantae; Streptophyta; Magnoliopsida; Solanales; Solanaceae
Exons: 1
Coding region: 1-387 (128 amino acids)
Source: RefSeq, a predicted model, not a curated record